AUGACCCGUCUUUACCUCUUAUCGGCCUUGUUGCCGAUCUUCGCCAAAGCCUUGGCCAUCGGUGCCACAAACCAGGCAGCAGGAGCAACCCAGAACGAGGCCAACCUUGUUGAGGGCGCUUUCAUCGUCGAGUGCAACAGCCUCAGCGAUGUCAAGUCUCUGAAACAAGAGAUCCAGAGCCUGGGCGGCACUGUUCGCCAUAACUACACUUCCGACACCUUUUUCGGCCUCUCCGCGCAGCUGCCUGGUGGGAGUGAUGGCAAGGCUAGCAACUUCUCUUCUGAGAUGAAGACCAAGAGCGGCGUCAAGAACGUGUGGCCGGUCGAGACUGUGACGCUCCCCACAGAGGCGACAGAAGAGAUCAAGGAAGUGCAGGAGAAGUUGCAGAGGCGUGGCAGUCGCCGCGCUACCGAUGGCAAGGCGCCGUGGAACCAUCUCAUGACGCAGGUCGACAAGCUUCACGCGGAGGGAUACUCUGGCAAAGGAAUCAAGGUCGGCGUUGUUGACACUGGUGCCCUCGGUGGUUGCUUCGGCCCCAACUGUCGGGUAGCUUUCGGAGGCUACUUUGACGGAAACACCGUCCAGCCUGAGCCCAUCGUUACUCAUAGCUACGGCACCAUCGUUGCUAGCAUCUUGGCCGGAUAUAGCGAAGAAGACGGCUUUGUCGGCGCGGCGCCCAACGCGACGAUCGGAGCCUACAGCAUCGGCGGCGGGGCUACCCACGCCGAGGACAGCAUCAUUGCUGCCUGGCUCCAGGCCGAAAAAGACGGCAUGCAAGUCAUCGUAUCCUCGUUCGGCUACCAGGGCGGCAACUGGGCACAGCGGCCGACAGCUAUGGUCGUCUCUCGUCUGGUCGCCAAAGGCAUCCCCUGCGUUGUUGGGAUCGGUAACGAGAAAAGCAACGGCUUGUUCAACGUCAUGAACCCGUCGUCCGGCCGGGGCGUCAUCAGUGUCAACUCCUUCACGGAACAAGGUUAUAUUGCGAGCCUUUCGGCGUCCGGGCCGACGGCGGAGCUGGACAUCAAGCCGCAGGUCGGUGCGCCAGGCGAGCAAGUGCCGGUUGCGUACGCGGACGGUAGCUACGGCAAGAACAGCGGCACGUCCUUCGCGGGACCGCUUGUCGCGGGCAUCAUCGCCCUCGUCGCCGAGGCCAGAGGCACCUUUGACCCGGCACUGAUUGAAUCCCUUCUCGUGUCCACGGCUGAGCCGCGAGGCGAGCCCAAUUACUCGGUCGCUCUCCAGGGCGGCGGCCUCAUCCAAGCCUGGGACGCCGCGCACGCCACGACUCUUGUGCAGCCUGCCAGCCUCGCCUUCAAUGACACCGAUCACCGGGUGCCCAAGCUGAGUCUGAAAAUCACCAACACGGCCAAGUCGGAUGUGAAAUACCAGCUCUCCAGCAUUGCCUCCGAUUCGAUUUACACUUUAGGCGAUUGGGGUAUAAAGCAGGACGAAACCAUCCAGAGUUCGGCUCAGAUAAAGCUGAGCCAGAGCAGCUUUACCCUGACUCCCGGCCAGUCGACUUCCGUCGAUGUCUCGGCUUCGGACCCCGAGGGAGCUGACCCCAACCGCUUGCCAGUGUGGUCUGGCUAUAUCAAGAUCCAGGAGACCGGUUCGUCUAGCAAAGCGCUGACGGUCCCGUACCUUGGCGUGGCGGGCUCACUUCGCUCAAUGCGUGUCAUCCCUUUCGCCGGCCACGUUUCGGUUCGAAACUGGGAUCGGCCGGCUAAGAUGAGGUACAACAAGAUUGGUGAUACUCCAGUCGUUGUGGCAGACCCUCCGUCCAUGGGUAAGGAAGGGCUCGGCCGCAUUGAGAAUUUCCAGUGGCCCGCCGAUACCAUCCAUAACAACCCCGUUGCCAUCUUCGACAUCAAGGUUGGAACGCCGCGAAUCGAAGUCCACGUCGUGCCUCUGGACAUUUGCCCGAAGCAGACCGACGAGAAGCUCAGCAUCGGCAAGGCUUGCGUUCCUGAGUCGAGCCUGGUUGACGUUGCAGGCAUCAAGUCUAUCGGAGUGAUCGCCGACUACGAGCAUAACUACAAGGGUCGUGGGGAUGAAGAGAACGUCUUUGUGUUCAAGGGCCUGCUUGAGUCUGGCGAGUAUGCUCCUCCGGGUAGAUACAAGUUUGUCGCUCGCGCCCUGGCUCUUUUUGGGGAUGCGGAUAAUGAGGCCCACUGGCAGGUGCAGGAGACGCACAAGUUUACCUUUGGGUAUGAAUCGAACCUGAUUGAAGUCGCGUAG
Cordyceps fumosorosea ARSEF 2679 is the source of this 2238-nucleotide messenger RNA. RefSeq names its product Peptidase S8, subtilisin-related protein. Gene Ontology annotation, molecular function: tripeptidyl-peptidase activity; serine-type endopeptidase activity. Gene Ontology annotation, cellular component: cell wall; membrane; cytosol. The transcript has 2 exons. NCBI's taxonomy places the organism in Eukaryota, Fungi, Ascomycota, Sordariomycetes, Hypocreales, Cordycipitaceae. The record is from RefSeq and is a predicted model, not a curated record. The coding region runs from base 1 to 2238 and encodes 745 amino acids. Gene Ontology annotation, biological process: proteolysis.